Molecule: messenger RNA, 1841 nt
Organism: Ceratosolen solmsi marchali
Lineage: Eukaryota; Metazoa; Arthropoda; Insecta; Hymenoptera; Agaonidae
Gene: Invadolysin
Product: leishmanolysin-like peptidase, invadolysin
Exons: 11
Coding region: 40-1734 (564 amino acids)
Biological process (GO): proteolysis; cell adhesion
Cellular component (GO): cytoplasm; membrane
Molecular function (GO): metalloendopeptidase activity
Source: RefSeq, a predicted model, not a curated record
AUUUUGCCGAAAGCUGUUCAUUUUUGGGAAAGAGCAUUGAUGGUUCGUGAAACGAAAGGAACGAUACGACUUAACCGAAAAUGCGACAGUACUCAAGUUUUUGUCAAGGAUAAUCUUACCCAUUGCAUUGAUACCUGCAAAGCGGAAACGAUGUGCGGAGAAGUUGUGGUGCCUGAACAGCAUCUUGACGCCUGUAGAGUGUGCGACAAGGCUGGAUUGUACUGCCGGGUGGAGUUGGGAAGCGUCCCGGGCGAGGGCAUUGACGGGGCUGACUUCGUAUUCUACGUCUCGGCCAUGUCGACGGAGAGGUGCAAAAAGGGCCUCACCGUCGCUUACGCCGCCCACUGCCAGCAGGAAGCCGCGCUCGACAGGCCGAUAGCGGGCCAUGCGAACCUCUGCCCGGAGAGCAUCAGUACGAAACCCCAGGAGCUGGAAACGCUGCUGAGCACCGUGAAGCACGAGAUAUUACACGCACUCGGAUUCUCCGUUAGCCUCUACGCCUUCUACAGGGACGGACGUGGCGAGCCGAGGACGAAGAGGACCGAGACGGGGAAGCCACCCCUCAACGAGACGUUACAGACCCACCAAUGGAGCGACAAUACGAUACGCACGGUGAUAAGACAUAGCUGGCAGGUACACGGAGGUAGCGUCCGGCGUUCGAUGCAGAUGAUCGUGACGCCGCGAGUGCGCGCCGAAGUUCGGGCACACUUUGGAUGUCGAGACCUGGAGGGCGCGGAACUCGAAGAUCAGGGUGAGAACGGCACGGCUCUCACGCACUGGGAGAAGAGGGUCUUCGAGAAUGAGGCGAUGACCGGCACCCAUACCCAAAAUCCCGUCUACUCGAGGAUUACCCUGGCGCUCAUGGAGGACACUGGCUGGUACAGCGCCAACUAUUCGAUGGCCCAGGAACUCGGCUGGGGCAGGAAGUUGGGUUGCGACUUUGCUAUGAAGUCCUGCAAAGAAUGGAUCGUAUCCAAGUCCUCGAAGUUAUCAGGUAAAUCCAUUCAUCCGUUUUGCAAUAAAGUGAAGCGAGAUCCUUUGCAAACCGAAUGCACCGACGACCGAAGCUCCGUCGCUCUUUGCAACCUCGUGGAACACCCGCAACCGCUGCCUAAGCAAUAUCAGAAUUUUGAUUGGAUCCCGAACGUUCCGCGGGGCCGGGAAGAGUAUUACGGUGGUUCGAUCUCUCUCGCAGAUUACUGCCCUUACAACCAGGAAUUCACCUGGAGGGCCAACAACACAGUUGUUCGUGGCUCGCACUGCCUUUACGAGGACAACAAUCCACAUCCGCAAAAAAACUUCGCCUUGGAGAGGUAUGGUGGUAAAUCUCGAUGCUUCGACCACACAAAUCAGAUGUGGGAAGAGAGAACGUGCAAACAGGUGCGACAAUGGCAGCACUGGGGCUCCGGGUGCUACCAAUACAAGUGCGAGGCUGGACGGCUACAUAUUAUGGUCACGAAUUACACGUACACGUGUUACCACGCUGGCCAAGAGAUCGCCAUCAGGAUAAUGCAGAACGAGUGGCUUCACAAGGGCGCCCUGAUUUGCCCACCAUGCCGAGACCUUUGCCAGGAAGAGUUCAUGCUGCGCAACGAGAAAUGUAAGCCAGGCGAUGAACAUCCUCCGGCGACGUUCUAUCACCGUGACACCCUCAACUGCGACCGGGCAUCGAGCUGCGUCCUGAAUACGACAACCCUCAGCCUCAUUAUGGUCCUCCUCUUCGUUUUCAGAUGAUCAAAUCUGUGCGCCAGCUAGUUUACUUUUAUUUAAGGCCACACGUGGGGAGAGCGUGAGAGAGAAACGAAGAUGUUACGAAAGGGAGAACAUUAUCUGAUUAGUUU